AUGGACUGUGAGGGUUUGAGACUGCGUGGUGACCGUGAUUUCACUACCGCCGACUCCAACCAGGAACUGGCUGCUCCGCCUCCUUCACCUCCCAUGACCUGGCUGCCUCGCGGCGUCCUGGGCAAGGGUGUUCGUUUGCGACUGCGUCUAGAUCGCCAUGACCACCGGGGACGGGGCUGCUGGCACCUAGUCGACCUGGAGGCAGAGUCAGAGCCGCUCGGGAAGAGACUGAAAAGCCCAGACCCUGAGGCCUGCAUACAAAGUCGGAUGAGCACCCUGUCUGCCGGCUUGGAGAUGCAAACUUCAACCCUGGAAGCCCAGUUCAUAGUGGCACCCCAGGCUAAAGUAACUGGCCGGAAGAGAGGACGGCCUCCUAUCCGGAAGCUGGAUUUCCAGAGCCACUAUGUGGAUUCUUUAUCGCCCUUGAAGGUCCCAAAGAAGAGAGGAAGGAAACCCGGCUUUAAGCUGAAGCCCAGGAUGGUGAUGUCCUCACUCGCCAACUCUCCUCCCAACAGCACGCCAGAACCUGAGAUGGGGUCUCUCCCACAAGACGCUGCUAUCGUCCCCCACUCUGCCACACCACAGGUCCUAACAGCAGACACACCCCUGCCUGAUGAUUUCAUAUGUGACCCGCCUGCAGACAAGCGCUACACCAUAGAUCUGAAUGACUCUGCGUUCAACAUAAUGGCAUCGCAGUACCAAACCAAGCCUUCUUAUAUUUACCGUAGUAACAGCUGUUCCACUCCAAUAGGUUUAUGCAGACAGGUUUCAAGUCCGGCGACUUUUCAGGAUGGAAAUAGAACCGCCCUCACUCCCUUGCCAGACGCUGGAGAGGGCAAGCGUCUUCCUGGGAAGGACCCGUCCAACUGGGGUGUAGAGGACGUAGUGUGGUUCAUCAAAGAAGCUGACCCUCUAGCCCUGGCACCCCAUGCUGAGGCUUUCAGGAAACAUGAAAUAGAUGGAGACGCACUCUUAUUGCUGAAAAGUGAGAUGAUGAUGAAGUACCUGGGACUGAAACUGGGACCUGCGCUCAAACUCUGUUACCACAUCGACAGGCUCAGACAGAAUCGCUAGUAAUUUCCUGUAAGAGAACUGAAGGCUGAAAAAAACAUCACCUCAAUAUCCUGAAUAUGAGGUGAAAUUGAAACCUUGGUGCUUUCACUGCAUCUGAACCACUUUUUGUCGACUGAACAUUUUAUAUGUACUUACUGGGACUAUUUGCAACUUUGUUUACUUACCGGCAAUACUUGAGUCUCUUUAAAUAGCAAAUAGUUUUGCUACAUGCAAAUGUCAGCUAACAUUAACUAUAAGCAGCAUUAAUUUAAGCGAACCAUAAUUACAAUAAUAGAGUGCUCCACUAAAGGUCUACAAAGAAAAAAAAUUAUCACAGUGUUUUACCUCAUUAUCAUUUUUAAACUCAGCAGUAUUGCUCAGUUCUUGGGCUGCUUGUUUUAAUACAUUUUCUUUCAAAUAUAUAUAUUUUUUCCCCCAGGCUGGAAUUGUACAAAGAUAUUUUAAAAUUUUUGAUUUGGAAAUUGUCUGACAGGGAACAGCUGCUGGUGUAUUAUCCAGGUUUUCCUGUUGUCUGACAAGUUCACUAACAAGUGAUGAUAGACAAAGAAAAUGAUCUGUGAACUUUUUAUUUCCACAAACUACUGUAUAGCACAAUGGAUCAGUGGUACUGUAUUUCUCAAAUAAGAACUCCCUUUAAAAUUUGAAAAGAAACAAAAAAAGCUCAUGUAACUUGGUGCUGCCACUACAUCUACACUCAACAUACUAAAUCAUAUCUUGUGUUAAUGUCUAAUUCUAUCCUAAUAGCUUGCCAUUUUUGUUACAUGGUACCUCAUUUCAUGCCAUUCUGAGCAUAAAUGCCUCCGCUGAAGGAGUAAUUGGUCAUAAAAUUAAAAAAGAGGCUAAGUAGCAUUGAGAGUUUUCUCAUGUGAUGCUUUAUGACAAACUUCUGGUUAAACUUAAUCUUAUGCUGUGCAAGACAAACUUGUGAAAUAUGUGUUAAACUUAAAGUUAACUUUUGAUUAAACAUGUUUUUUUAUCUUGCUA
Molecule: messenger RNA, 2058 nt
Organism: Xiphophorus hellerii (green swordtail)
Lineage: Eukaryota; Metazoa; Chordata; Actinopteri; Cyprinodontiformes; Poeciliidae
Gene: scml4
Product: Scm polycomb group protein like 4
Exons: 6
Coding region: 1-1074 (357 amino acids)
Biological process (GO): negative regulation of DNA-templated transcription
Cellular component (GO): nucleus
Molecular function (GO): histone binding; chromatin binding
Source: RefSeq, a predicted model, not a curated record